AUGACAAACCUUCUCACCAACCAUGCAGAGAUUGAGGCCAACUGGUACAUGGAGGUGGUCACUCUUCAGGAGGGGGAUUUAUUUAUACAACCACCCGGACAAUACCAUGCAGCCUAUACACCCACUGAGUCGUUUGCCAAGGGAGCCCACUGUUUAAACCUAGAAUUCUUGCAUCGCAGUGAGCUAUCCCGGUUUGUUGACGCGAAGAAGGGACAUUUCCUCACCAAUCAAGUUCACAAACACUCCCUGGAAACACUGGAGCGAAUGGUCAUUUAUCUUCCAUGGGCGUCUUGCCGCACCAAUUCUCAUAAAUAUGUGGCUGUUGGUGCCAACAAGAAAAAAACGCUAAGGAGCACCACCAAACUGGCACUUGCGAUUUCCAGGGUGAUCAUGAAAUAUUUCUGGAAGGACUUGGAGACAGCAAAUUCAGUCUAUCGGUUUGGCUCUGAUAAACGCCGCAGCUCUCAGAGUCUAAUGCACCUGGGAGAGCUUAUUGACAGAAAAGAGCUGGCGAUUUGCUUGAAAACCGUUGAAGGAUCUUCAACUCAGCUGAGGGUGCAGCUGAUAUAA
Suillus subalutaceus is the source of this 570-nucleotide messenger RNA. RefSeq lists its product as uncharacterized. NCBI's taxonomy places the organism in Eukaryota, Fungi, Basidiomycota, Agaricomycetes, Boletales, Suillaceae. The record is from RefSeq and is a predicted model, not a curated record. The coding region runs from base 1 to 570 and encodes 189 amino acids. The transcript has 3 exons.